AUGUGUGAUGUGGAUGUGUCCCCAGAGCCCACCAGUCCCACCCUGUACGGAGAGUCUUCAGACAAGUACUACAAUGUGGACCGCUGGCAGAAGCUCCGCACCGCUGUCCGCAAACUGGAGUUCUGGGAAAACUUUACUGCCGAGCUAAUCGGAAGUGGCUUUUUCUCCAAAGUCUACAAGGUGAUGCACAGCACCAGUCGGAAGGUGAUGGUGGUCAAGAUCUACAAAAAUGACGUGGACCAGGACAGCAUCGUACGAGAGAUCAGCCUUUUGCAGAAACUCUCCCACCCCAACAUUGUCAGAUAUCUGGGAAUCUGUGUCAAAGAUGACAAACUGUAUCCUAUCUUAGAGUACGUCAACGGUGGCUGUCUGGAGGAGCUUCUGGCCAGGAAAGAUGUGCCCCUGUGCUGGAGAGAGAAGGUGGACCUUGCCUGUGACAUAAGCAGAGGAAUGAUCUACCUUCACUACAAGAACAUUUACCACAGAGACCUCAACUCAAAGAACUGUCUGAUCCGGGUGUCAUCUCGGGGACGGGAGGCCCUGGUGACGGACUUUGGCCUCGCCAGGGAGGUGGUGGAUCUGCCAGUUAAAGAUCCCGGCAGGAAGCUCUCAUUGGUGGGCUCAGCCUUCUGGAUGGCCCCUGAGAUGCUCCGAGGGGAGCCAUACGACCGCAAGGUGGAUGUUUUCUCCUUCGGCAUCAUGCUCUGUGAGAUCCUGGCCAGGAUUUCUGCUGACCCAGAGAUUCUACCCAGGACACAGGACUAUGGGCUGAAUGUGAACACAUUUAAGGAGAUAGUGAGCGACUGUCCUCAGCGUCUCCUGGACCUGGCAGCCAGCUGCUGUAUGUUGGAGUCCUUCAGACGACCAGCCUUCACAGAGCUGCUGGAUGAGCUGGGUGAAGUUGCUGAGACCCUCGAGCCACCGCCCAAAUCUGACCUGAGCACGAGCUGA
Molecule: messenger RNA, 951 nt
Organism: Limanda limanda (common dab)
Lineage: Eukaryota; Metazoa; Chordata; Actinopteri; Pleuronectiformes; Pleuronectidae
Product: PKc_LIMK_like_unk domain-containing protein
Exons: 8
Coding region: 1-951 (316 amino acids)
Biological process (GO): actin cytoskeleton organization; protein phosphorylation
Cellular component (GO): nucleus; cytoplasm
Molecular function (GO): protein serine/threonine kinase activity; ATP binding
Source: RefSeq, a predicted model, not a curated record